CUUCUUCAGUGUGAUGGGAAUUUGUACGACUCCAUCUCAGUAGCGAUCAAAGCUGCUCUCUUCAUCACUAAAAUUCCCAGAGUUCACAUCUCAUCCGUUGAGGAAGGAGGGAAGGAGAUCGAGCUCUCUGACGACCCGUACGACUGCAUGAGACUCGAUGUGGAAAACGUUCCCUGCAUAGUGACUUUAUGCAAGAUCGGCCACAGACACGUGGUGGAUGCCACCCUGCAGGAGUAGGCCUGCUCUGUGGCGAGCCUCAUCAUCUC
Poecilia latipinna (sailfin molly) is the source of this 266-nucleotide messenger RNA. Its product is annotated as exosome complex component RRP42-like. Gene Ontology annotation, molecular function: mRNA 3'-UTR AU-rich region binding. The annotation marks the transcript as partial. Gene Ontology annotation, cellular component: cytoplasmic exosome (RNase complex); nuclear exosome (RNase complex). The record is from RefSeq and is a predicted model, not a curated record. The transcript is spliced from 3 exons. Gene Ontology annotation, biological process: nuclear mRNA surveillance; U5 snRNA 3'-end processing; TRAMP-dependent tRNA surveillance pathway. Lineage: Eukaryota; Metazoa; Chordata; Actinopteri; Cyprinodontiformes; Poeciliidae.